GCCUCAUCGAUGACAAUAGAACUCUUACACUGAACAAAAAGAAAGAAAAAAAAGAAAAACGAAUUAUUUUCCCCAAAUUUUUGUCAUUUCCUUUCCUUCUCCAAACUGAAGUUUCUACCUUCAAGAAAAACCAUGCUAGAACCACGAAAUGAAUCUGAAUCCGAACAGAGUAACAUAUUUGAUCCCUUCAAAUCUAUACAUGAUGAAAAGGGUUAUCAGAGUUUAGUCAAUUCCGGUGCCGGAGCAAGAAUUACGGCCGAUUGGAACAUAAAUAGUGACGGUGGAGUUCAAUUUAUGCCUCUGCGAAAUUCUUCAGAAGAUGAUGAAACAGGGGAAAUUCACUCACCACCACUUUGGCAGAGCAGCCCACCUCACCGGAGCAGCAGCCAAUACCAGAAUUACAACAAUUUCCGGUCUUUAUCUCCGGCAUCAAGAACACAAGCCAUAGUCAGAGGACAAAGGGAACUCAUGGAGAUGGUGAAAAACAUGCCGGAAUCGUCCUACGAGUUGUCCCUCAAAGAUCUGGUGGAGCAUCAUCAUCGCCAAUUAGUUCCCAGAAUUAUGGGAAGCCCAAAAGAAGAAUCUUGCUUGCUGGAUGAUCAUGAUGAUGAAGCUCGUGAGGAACAAGUUUUGAAGCAGAGACAGAGGUCAAUAAGAAGGCAAGAGAGCAAUAAUAAUGAGAAGAAAACGGCAAAAUUUCUGCGGAGUGGGAGCUUGGUGGAAAACAGGGGAUUGUUUCUGAAGAUGGUUUUUCCUGUUUCUUUCAAAUCAAGCAAGAAAAAGAAUUUGGUGACUCAAAAUAGUACUAUUUCUUCCAGAGUUUCUCCUAAACCAGAGAUUUCUUCAUCAGAUAAACCAUCAAAUUCCAGAAAUUGCAGUGUAGAUAAGGAAUGGUGGAAGAAAAGAUUUGCAGGAUCAAGCGGAAGUGAUAUUACAAACAGUAGUAAUAGUGGAAGCACCGGCAGUAGUGGUAGCAGCAGCAGCAUCCAUAGUCACAGCAGCAAUGGCAGGAAGAAGAUGGGAUUCUUGAGAAGCUGCUUUUCUUGCUUUUAUGGUACAAGAAGUCAAGCAGACUGAAAUGGGAAGUACCAUUUUGGUAUAGUAAAGGGACUUUCAAGUUCAAGUUAUUGUAGACUUGUAGUUUAUUCUAUAUAAAGUUAUUGUAGUUUAUAACAAAGAUAUAUUUUCACGGGUAAAUCUAGAGUUUAUUAUAUGUUUAUAUUCUCGAAAAUUUACAAAGAAAUCAUAAUAACAAUUUACUCUAUCUACUAAAAAAAUU
This is a messenger RNA of Oldenlandia corymbosa var. corymbosa, 1279 nucleotides long. Lineage: Eukaryota; Viridiplantae; Streptophyta; Magnoliopsida; Gentianales; Rubiaceae. The record is from the annotation of a GenBank genome assembly.